AUGAAUCCUGAAUAUGACUAUCUCUUCAAGCUUUUGCUUAUUGGUGAUUCUGGUGUUGGCAAGUCUUGCUUGCUUCUAAGGUUUGCUGAUGAUUCCUACCUCGAUAGCUACAUCAGUACCAUUGGUGUUGACUUUAAAAUCCGCACAGUCGAGCAAGAUGGGAAGACCAUCAAACUCCAGAUUUGGGAUACGGCAGGUCAAGAACGUUUCAGAACCAUCACUAGCAGUUACUACAGAGGAGCUCAUGGAAUCAUUGUGACUUACGAUGUAACAGACCAAGAAAGCUUUAACAAUGUCAAGCAAUGGCUAAAUGAAAUCGACCGCUACGCCAGUGAGAAUGUGAACAAGCUACUUGUUGGGAACAAGAACGAUCUCACGUCCCAGAAAGUUGUAUCCACUGAGACAGCUCAGGCUUUCGCAGAUGAACUUGGCAUCCCAUUCCUGGAAACAAGUGCCAAGAAUGCUACCAAUGUCGAAGAAGCUUUCAUGGCCAUGACCGCUGCAAUCAAGACAAGGACACCUCAACAUCUGUUGUUUCUUCAUCGUCUGUGCUUGUUUUUCCAGUAA
Eruca vesicaria subsp. sativa (arugula) is the source of this 567-nucleotide messenger RNA. Lineage: Eukaryota; Viridiplantae; Streptophyta; Magnoliopsida; Brassicales; Brassicaceae. The record is from the annotation of a GenBank genome assembly.